CGCGGGGAGCCUGCGGGUCGGACCGCGGUGACCGCGGCCAUGGAGCGUGGCGCCCAGGGCCGCACGGCCAGCGCGCUCUUCGCGGGCUUCCGGGCCUUGGGGCUGUUCAGCAGCGACAUAGCGCACGUGGUGCGGUUCAACUCCCUGAAGCGCCGUUUCUACGUGACGACCUGCGUGGGCAAGAGCUUCCACACGUACGACGUCCAGAAACUCAAACUGGUUGCCGUGAGCAACUCUGUCCCGCAGGACAUCUGCUGUCUGGCGGCUGACGAGAGGCUGGUGUUUGCGGCCUACGGGAAUGUGUUCUCUGCGUUUGCCCGUAAUAAAGAGAUAGUACAUACCUUUAAGGGUCAUAAGGCAGAAAUCCAUCUUUUGCAACCCUUUGGAGAUCACAUUAUCUCGGUCGAUACUGACAGCGUUCUUAUUAUUUGGCAUAUAUAUUCAGAAGAAGAAUACUUGCAAUUGACUUUUGAUAACUCAGUAUUUAAAAUUUCUGCAAUAUUGCAUCCAAGUACCUACUUAAAUAAAAUACUUCUGGGCAGUGAACAAGGCAGCCUUCAGCUGUGGAAUGUAAAAUCAAAUAAACUUCUGUAUACAUUUCCAGGAUGGAAAGUUGGAGUGACAGCUCUUCAGCAGGCACCAGCUGUGGAUGUUAUUGCAAUUGGUCUUAUGUCGGGUCAGGUUAUCAUUCACAACAUUAAGUUUGAUGAAACAUUGAUGAAGUUUCGUCAGGACUGGGGACCCAUCACUUCAAUUUCAUUCCGCACAGAUGGUCAUCCAGUGAUGGCAGCUGGAAGCCCAUGUGGCCAUAUUGGACUGUGGGAUCUAGAAGACAAAAAACUUAUCAAUCAAAUGAGGAAUGCGCAUUCUACAGCGAUUGCUGGCCUGACGUUUCUUCAUAGAGAGCCACUGUUGAUUACAAAUGGUGCUGACAAUGCUCUCAGGAUAUGGAUAUUUGAUGGUCCUACAGGUGAGGGCCGACUUUUGAAAUUCAGAAUGGGACACAGUGCUCCUAUUACUAAGAUUAGAUAUUAUGGACAAAACGGACAACAAAUUCUAAGUGCAAGUCAAGAUGGAACUCUUCAGUCAUUUUCCACAGUACAUGAAAAAUUCAACAAGAGCUUGGGACAUGGGUUAAUAAAUAAAAAGAGAGUCAAACGUAAAGGACUUCAGAAUACCAUGUCAGUGAGGCUUCCACCCAUCACAAAGUUUGCAGCUGAGGAAGCCCGUGAAAGUGAUUGGGAUGGUAUCAUAGCUUGCCAUCAAGGUAGGCUAUCUUGCUCAACCUGGAAUUAUCAAAGAUCUACAAUAGGUGCUUACUUUCUCAAGCCAAAAGAGUUGAAGAAAAAUGACAUUACUGCAACAGCAGUGGAUAUCACUUCCUGCGGAAACUUUGCCGUGAUUGGUCUGUCAUCAGGAGCUGUCGAUGUGUACAACAUGCAGUCUGGUUUACAUCGAGGUAGUUUUGGCAAGGACCAAGCUCACGAGGGAUCUGUUAGAGGCAUUGCGGUGGAUGGGCUAAACCAGUUGACAGUAACAGCUGGCAGUGAAGGAUUACUCAAAUUCUGGAACUUUAAAAAUAAAAAUUUAAUCCAUUCUGUGAACCUUGACUCAUCUCCAAAUAUGAUGCUACUACAUAGGGACAGUGGUAUUCUUGGUCUCGCAUUGGAUGACUUCUCCAUCAGCGUGCUGGACAUAGAAACCAGGAAGCUGGUCAGAGAGUUUGCUGGACACCAAGGUCAAAUCAAUGACAUGGCUUUCAGUCCUGAUGGCCGUUGGUUAAUAACUGCUUCCAUGGAUUGUUCUAUCCGGACUUGGGAUCUUCCAUCUGGAUGCCUUAUAGACUGCUUUUUGUUGGACUCUGCUCCACUCAAUGUUACUAUGUCUCCGACUGGAGACUUCCUAGCAACUUCCCAUGUGGACCAUCUUGGAAUUUAUCUGUGGUCCAAUAUUUCUCUGUAUUCAGUUGUUUCGUUACGGCCACUUCCUAGUGAUUAUAUUCCUUCAGUAGUGAUGCUUCCUGGUACUUGUCAAACCCAAGAUUUGGAAGUAUCAGAAGAAACGAUAGAAGCAAGUGAUGAAAUGAUAGAGUAUGAGUCACCUGAGCAGUUGAAUGAGCAGCUGGUGACAUUAUCACUUCUCCCUGAGUCACGCUGGAAAAACCUUCUGAAUCUUGAUAUUAUUAAGAAAAAGAACAAACCUACGGAACCACCCAAAGUACCCACAUCAGCACCAUUUUUUAUUCCAACAGUUCCUGGCCUUGUACCCAAAUAUGCUGCACUUGAGCAAAGUCAUGAUACCCAGCAGUCCAAAGUGGUGAAUCUUGGAGUUUUGGCUCAAAAAUCAGAUUUCUGCUUGAAACUUGAAGAAGGACUGGCAAAUAGCAAAUAUGACGCUGCUAUCAACCUUUUGAAAGAAAUGGGCCCGUCAGGAAUCGAGACAGAGCUGCGGAGCUUAUCUGUAGAUGGUGGUGGGUCUGUAGAAGUUAUGCAGAGCUUCUUAAAGAUGAUCGGAGUCAUGUUGGACAGAAAGCGUGACUUUGAGUUAGCCCAGGCAUACCUUGCAUUGUUUCUAAAGUUACACCUUAAAAUACUUCCUUCAGAGCCACUGCUGCUAGAAGAAAUGACAAGGUUGUCUUCACAAGUGGAAGAAAAUUGGAUUCAUUUGCAGUCACUCUUCAAUCAAAGCAUGUGUGUUUUAAAUUAUAUCAAAAGUGCUUUGUUAUAAAAAGAAACUUAAAUAAGGAUGCAAAUCAAAAUAUAUUAAAUGGUUUCAUUUUAA
Ochotona princeps (American pika) is the source of this 2781-nucleotide messenger RNA. It is a transcript of the gene WDR36, whose product is annotated as WD repeat domain 36. Gene Ontology annotation, biological process: rRNA processing. Gene Ontology annotation, molecular function: protein binding. Bases 40 to 2727 code for a protein of 895 amino acids. The record is from RefSeq and is a predicted model, not a curated record. The transcript has 23 exons. Gene Ontology annotation, cellular component: small-subunit processome; Pwp2p-containing subcomplex of 90S preribosome. NCBI's taxonomy places the organism in Eukaryota, Metazoa, Chordata, Mammalia, Lagomorpha, Ochotonidae.